This is a messenger RNA of Hemibagrus wyckioides, 1478 nucleotides long. RefSeq names its product DNA damage-inducible transcript 4-like protein. The transcript has 3 exons. Gene Ontology annotation, cellular component: cytoplasm. Lineage: Eukaryota; Metazoa; Chordata; Actinopteri; Siluriformes; Bagridae. Bases 207 to 794 code for a protein of 195 amino acids. The record is from RefSeq and is a predicted model, not a curated record. Gene Ontology annotation, biological process: negative regulation of signal transduction.
AUCCCAUAAAUACUGGUCGAGCGUUUUUCGGCAUUUCGUUUGGUGUGAAUGUUUGAGUGUGUGUGUGUUUGUAUGUGUGUGAGGGUUUUUUUUUUGCGUGAUUGAACUAUUUAUAUGAAGCCUUUCAUGACAAAUAUAUUUUAACUUAUUUUAUAAAGCACUUUAUAAGCCCAAGAAACUAAUCCAAAAAGGGGUUUCCUUUCACAAUGGUUGCAACAAGCACACAGAAGAACAAAAGCUCUGAAUUCAUCUCGGAUUUUGUUGAUAAAGGAUGCGACCAGUCAUUCAUCGACAACGAACUGGACUUCUGGGAGCGCUGCCUGGCCGAGCCGUACCUCAGCGUUGAGGCUUGUGAGGAGUGGGCGUGCCAACAGCUGGCACGGCUGCUUGAGGGCUGCUUGGCACGGGCGAAGACCAGCACUCUGCAUUGCACAAGAGUGCUAGUGCCUGAAACGCUGACCCGGCGGGUGGCAAGGGACGUUUUACGGCUGGCGGCAGUCGAACCCUGUGGGUUACGCGGCUGCGUGCUGGAUGUGCGCCUCGAGCUGGAGGAGCACCAUAAACAGCGGCGCUGUGCAAAGCUUGAACGGUUUAUUUGUGAUGCCAGCAUGGUGCCCACGUUUGAGCUCACUCUAGUCUUCAAGCAAGAUGGCAGCAGCUGGUUGAACUUCCGGGACUUCCUGCGUAUCGGCACCUGCUUCUCACGUCGCACGCUCAAGCUUGGCCCUGGCUUCCGGCUCGUUAAGAAGAAGCUCUACUCGUCAGCGGCUGGUACCGUAGUCGAGGAGUGCUGAGCCACUGGGUUGAUGUUUAACGGUACAAUGCACUUCAACACUUAGAUGUAUGAAUGUACAGGGCUGCCUUUUGAACGGCUCGUUUUCUUUUUCCUGCACUUUUUAUACUCUGUGAUCUAGUUAAGUAGUUUCACUGUAUGUUCUGUUUUGGGGGAAGUAGAGAAACGCAUUGAGCCAUUUGAUGCGUUGGUGGAGUUUCAUGUCUUUUGGUAUAGGAUGUUGUACCGAUAAAUGUGCUGUCUGUUAUUUGUAUUUCCAGUUAUUUCCUAGUGCACAAAUGAUUGUGACAUUAAUUCUUUCUGAUUGUCACUAGUGUGUAACCAAAACCUUAAAUAUUAAAAAGGGACUAGCACAGUUUCAUAUCGGGUGUGUGGAAGAACGGCACGUCUCUCAAAGAAGUGCUUUCUGUGGAGUACCUGCUUGUAAAAACAUGCUGCCAAAGGCAUUAAAGCUCAGUGUACAUGUAAAAAUGUUUUCACUGUUCUACUAUUGUUUAAAAGAAUUUUUGGCUUUUCUAGGAAGUUUGCCUGAUCAAAGAGCCUGUUUAGUGCUUCCCCCUCCCCAAUGUUCUGUCUUUUCUAUCACCUUUGCAGUGCUGUUCUGAAAACUGGACAUAUUUUAAGAGGUUCCUGUUACAGGAAGUGGAAUUUCUUGUCUAUUUGACAAUAAACUAUUUUGAAUACA